Verticillium alfalfae VaMs.102 is the source of this 669-nucleotide messenger RNA. RefSeq lists its product as hypothetical. The transcript has 2 exons. The record is from RefSeq and is a predicted model, not a curated record. Lineage: Eukaryota; Fungi; Ascomycota; Sordariomycetes; Glomerellales; Plectosphaerellaceae. Gene Ontology annotation, biological process: transcription by RNA polymerase II. Gene Ontology annotation, cellular component: nucleus. Gene Ontology annotation, molecular function: transcription coactivator activity. Bases 1 to 669 code for a protein of 222 amino acids.
AUGGCCGGGAAGAAGGGCGCCGAGAACAGCAAGAAGGUUGCGGGCAACGCCCGUAAAGCCGAAGCCGCCGCAGCCAAGGAUGCUGCCAGCAACGCGAAGAAGGCUGCCAUCGAGGAUGCCGAAUGGGCAAAGGGCGGCAAGGAUGGCUCCAAGAAGGAAGCCGAAGCAGCGAAGAAGGCCGAGGCUGCACGAAAGAAGGCCGAGCGCGAGGCGGCACUGAAGGAGGAGGAGGCCAACACCCCCGGUCGCAACACACCCAAGAAUAACAAGACGGCCACGAAGAAGACGCGCGGGCUGGAUCUCUCACAGCUCGAUGGCGACAGCAGCAGCAAGGCCGCAACGCUCAACGCUUCGGGCAUUGACAAUGCGCUUGAUGCCUUGUCGCUCACGGGCAAGACUGACAGCGGCAAGAUUGACAAGCACCCCGAGAGGCGCUUCAAGGCUGCGUACGCCGCCUUCGAGGAGCGGAGGCUGCAGGAGAUGGAGAGCGACGGCAGCGGUCAGGGCUUGCGGCUCAAUCAGAAAAAGGAUAAGGUGCGCAAGGAGUUUGAGAAGAGCCCCGAAAACCCCUUCAACCAGGUCACGGCGCGGUUCGACGCGACCAAGGAGGAGAUCGCCGAGAUCAAGAAGAACGAGAGGACCAAGAUCGAGAACCGCCUGGGCGCGUAA